UUUCUAGCUUAGUGCCUUCAAGCAAACCUGCAGCGGCGCCUUCUUAAAGCCUAAGCGGUAUCUCCUUACUUAUGGUGCUAACUCUGUCUCUCCUCUCUCUUCCAGGGAGCAUACGUCACCUGUUGUCCUACUCACUCUCCUCCUGUCUGUGUCCCUGACCAGUCAUGCCUCACACUCAGAAGAGUAAUCUCUGUGUACGUGAGAAACGCCAGCAGAAACAAGGUGAGACCAAGGUUCUCAGGGGUGCUCAGGCCAUGGCAACAGCAAAAGAAAAGUUUCCCUCCUCUUCAGCUCCUCCUUUUGGGUGUACUACCCAGAGAAAGCCUGGUGCUAAGUCACGUAGCACUCUGCAGGGCCCUCAGAGAGCCCUGUCCACCCGCACUACUUCUCCAGGGGCUUCACGUACAAGAUCUUAUGCAGGUGCCAAGAGCAAAGGUAAGAAAAGGCGAAGUUCCUCCCAGGACCAACCAUCCACUAAGCGGUCCCGCAGAGACCCUCUAACUGAGAAGGUGGGUACACUGGUGCAGUUCCUGGUGCAAAAGUAUAAAAUGAAAAAGCUCGUCAUGAAGAAAGACAUGCUGAAGAUUGUCAACAAAAAGUACAAGAAACGCUUCCUCGAGAUCCUCAGGAGAGCUUCUUUUAGCAUGGAGGUGGUCUUUGGCAUCGCCUUAAAGGAAAUCGACUCCAUCAAGCACUCCUAUGCCCUUGUGAGCAAAAUGGACCUCCCUAACAAUGGGAGGCUGAAUUGUGGCAGGGGGUUGCCAAAAACUGGUCUCCUGAUGAUUCUCCUGGGUGUGAUCUUCAUGAAGGGCAACUGCGCCAGUGAGGAGAAGAUCUGGGAAUUCCUGAAUAAGAUGAAAAUUUUUGCAGGGAAGAGGCACUUCAUGUUUGGGGAGCCUAGGAAACUCAUCACCCAAGAUUUUGUGAAGCUAAAGUACCUGGAGUACCGACAGGUGCCCAACAGCGAUCCUCCAAGCUAUGAAUUUCUCUGGGGUCCCAGAGCCCAUGCUGAAACCAGCAAGAUGAAAAUCCUGGAGUUUUUGGCCAAGAUCAAUGAUACCGUGCCAAGUGCUCUCCCAUCCUUGUAUGAAGAGGCCUUGAGAGAUGAGGAAGAGAGAGCCAGAGCCACAGUUCCAGACCGGGCUGAUCCUACUGCUAUGGCCAGUGUAUGGACACACAUCACCUACCCUCCUCCCACACUCCUGCCCACUGUCCUUGACCAGAAACGUCAGGCCACGUGGUCAGAAGAAGCUCCCCUGCUGCUCACAUUCCCAAGGGGCCUCAGAGAGCCCCAUCCACGAACACUGCUGCUGCAGGUGCUGCGUGUACAAGAGCUAAUGGGAAACGGGCUUCGUAAAAAUGGACUCCUGAGGCCUCUCCUGGGUGUGAUCUACAGGAAUGGCAACCGGGCCACUGUGGUAGAGAUCUGGAAAUUGCUGAAUGUGCUGGGGAUCUACGAUAGGUGGGGACAUUUCAUUGAUGGGGAGCCCAGGAAGCUCCUCACCAAAGAUUUGGUGCAGGAAAAGUACCUGGAGUACCAGCAGGUACCCAACAGUGAUCCUCCAUCCUAUGAAUUCCUGAAGUGCCGGAAAGUUGCCGCCCCUGAUCUGGGGGUCGCGGCUCAUCAUCAGAGGAGGGUGGAGGCUCAGGACUGGUCAGGAGUCCAGGUGGGGAACCUGAACCCUCGAGGCCAGCAGAACGACUUCGGCCUGGAGAGUCUCGGGGAUGACGGGCGGACCUUGGUCCAAGGAAGCACCCCAGUUCUCAAGAGGGAGGAGACCUAG
Loxodonta africana (African savanna elephant) is the source of this 1784-nucleotide messenger RNA. RefSeq names its product melanoma-associated antigen B3-like. The record is from RefSeq and is a predicted model, not a curated record. Bases 165 to 1784 code for a protein of 539 amino acids. Lineage: Eukaryota; Metazoa; Chordata; Mammalia; Proboscidea; Elephantidae. Gene Ontology annotation, cellular component: nucleus. The transcript is spliced from 5 exons. Gene Ontology annotation, biological process: negative regulation of transcription by RNA polymerase II.